Molecule: messenger RNA, 1101 nt
Organism: Salvia splendens (bonfire salvia)
Lineage: Eukaryota; Viridiplantae; Streptophyta; Magnoliopsida; Lamiales; Lamiaceae
Exons: 1
Coding region: 1-1101 (366 amino acids)
Molecular function (GO): nucleic acid binding; zinc ion binding
Source: RefSeq, a predicted model, not a curated record
AUGGGUGUUGUGUUACAUGAAUUUUGGAAGGGUCUUGCAAAAGCCAUCCUCGAGGAUUUCCCACAGAGCGAGCAUCGCUUCUGUGUUCAGCACAUAUACAACAACUUCAAGAAGAGAUUCAUCGGGGAGAAUUUUAAGGAAAUAUUGUGGGAGCUUGAGUCGAGUACAACCCACGAACAGUAUGUGGAGCGGAUGGAUGCAUUGCGGAUUAUAUAUCCCCAAGCACAUCAAUACCUACUUGGUGUUGCUCCAAAAGAAAAAUGGGUGAGGGCAUAUUUCUCUUCACAUGUUUAUUGUGAUAUUAUCCUCAACAAUAUAUGUGAGACCUUUAAUUCGAAGAUAGCAAUUGCUCGAGAGUUGGCCAUUAUUACCAUGUUGGAGGAGAUCCGGACGAGUCAAAUGGAGAGAAUUCAGAUUAGAGGCCAGUGGAUCAAGACAUACGAUCACACACUGCCGCCCGUUAUCAAAGAGAUUGUGGAUAAGUUGUACGUGAGGGCUUCUUCCUGGAGAUCAACAUGGAACGGAGAGGAUUCGUACCAAGUGUCGGGACCGUCAGGCCAGUAUGUAGUGAACAUGCAUGAAUUUACUUGCUCGUGCAGAUCAUGGCAGCUGACUGGGAUCCCGUGCACUCAUGCCAUCGCUACAAUCAACAAGAAUGAGAAUGACGUAUCAGACUAUGUCUCCCGCUAUUAUUUACGAUCCACAAUGUCGAUUCUGUACGAGAAUGUCCUGUACCCAAUCAAUGAGAUGGAUAAUUGGACCAAGAUUUUUGAUGUUGGAUUUAAACUGGCACCCCCGAGGACAAAGCGACAACGUGGACGGCCAAAGAAACUGAGGCGUGAAGAGCCCCAGGUUCGUCAUCAUGAGGAUGGAUCCGAGUCACUACGACGAAUCUUUGUACUCAGAUGUCGUCAGUGCGGACAAAAUGGUCAUAACAGGAGAACAUGCACCAAUGAUCCCCGUGUAGAUGCUCGAACUGAAGUUGGACAGAGUUCACAGCCCAAUGAGCCCAGUGAGCCACCCACGACAGACGGAGGUGACAGGACUGAGUCGUUUAACGUGUUUCAAAAUGAAGAGGUAUUAUUCAGUACGAUUAUAUGA